Schistosoma mattheei is the source of this 1636-nucleotide messenger RNA. Lineage: Eukaryota; Metazoa; Platyhelminthes; Trematoda; Strigeidida; Schistosomatidae. The record is from the annotation of a GenBank genome assembly.
AAGAUCAUAAAAAAAAUAUUACAACUAUGAUGAUAAAUAUGAUAUCUGCUAAAAAUAUGAAACAUAACAUUAAAAUAUAUAUAAUCCAUAACGAGUAACCAUUCAGAAUACAGGCAAAAUUUCCAAUUUCUUAUAUAUAUAUAUGUAUUGACCAAUGAAAUUGUAGUAAUUGAAGGGCUUAUUCAUCCAACCAAUAGGAAAACAGUAUGAGGAUAAUUGUAAUCUGUAAUGUGAAUAAUCAUUAAGAAUCAUUUAAACAAUUAUUAUCUCUAUGAUCAUAUACUAAAUAACUUUAAUUAUUUUUGUUUUUGUUGUUAUCAAGGCUCAACUACUACACAUAAAUCAACAUAUAUUCAUUUGAAAUUAUAUACUGAAUCAUUAAAAUCAUUAUCAAAUUUAAAGAAAACUAGUAGUUUGAUCCCAAAUGAUCCACAACAUAUUUUAUAUGAAAAAGAUUUAAUUCUAUUAAAUGAUCAAUUUGAUUUCGUUACAAACUAUUCUAAUAAAAAGAAAGAAAUAUCAUUUCAAAUUCAAUUGAAUAUUGAAUAUAUUCAAUUUCCAAUUGUAUCUACUCAUUUAUUUCAAUCAGUAUUAUUAAUAAUUCAUAUUAAAGAUUGUUUUACUGAUUAUUUAUUAAGUACAUUGUUGAAUGCACAAAACAAUAUUCCAUUGUCAAAAUUAAUAAAUGUUAAUCAGAAUAAUACGAUUAUGUUAAAGGAAUCUUUAUCAAAUCAUAUAGACUCAUUAAGUGCUGAUAAAAUGCAUUUACCAUUUGUGAUUACAUGUUUAAUUAUUGGUCUUUCUUAUAUUAUACUUUUAACGAUAUAUACCAUUUUAAAAAUAUGUCAAGGAUCUAAUAAAUUCCAUACAGACAAUCUAAUUCAUAAUUCAACAAAUUAUAUAUCAAAUAAUGAAACACAACAGAAACAUUAUUCAUCAUUUUCAGCUUAUUCUACAACUUUAUUAAAUAAUUAUCAUAGGACAAGUUCACAAUCUCAAUUAGCUCGUUUAACAUGUCCUCAAAAAGUUUGUAUUAUGAUCUAUUUAUGUUUUCGGGUAUUUUAUACUUUUCUGUUCACUAUCAGUGUUGGAUUAUCAUUUAUUUUAAGCAUUGAAACUGAUGCUACUGUGGAGUUUACUUCAGCAGUACAUAAUAAUCAUUUUAUUACAAUGAAUUCAUUUAAUAAUUAUAAUGGAAAUAUUGGUAGUAGAUUAAUUCUGCCAUCAGUGAUGAAUACAAUGACGUUGACAACGGAUAUAGGUAACAGAUGGCGUGGAGCUAAAGUAUGGGUAUUAGAAGCUGCUAGAAUGGAGGAUUUUUCUCAAACUGAAUUAUUAAGACAGGUAAGUAUAAUACUGGCGAAUAUUUCAUUGAUAACUUUAUGUUUAUAUUUGCUUAAUAGUGAAUGUGACUUUUAAUCGAAUUGGCUUCGUGAUAAUAAAUUAACAAAUAGUAAUAUCAACCAAUUCUUAUUAUUCAGACUACUUUGGUUUAUACCUUUAUUUUUCCGAACUAAUUCUUUCCUCGUGUAUUACAUCUUUAUACCCAAUCUUUCUUUUAUAUAAUACCGCCAUUAAAUUAACUACUUCUAUGAACUUCGUGUUUAUCUUGUUGUGUUAAUGAGGUGUGGCAACU